This is a messenger RNA of Symbiodinium natans, 6351 nucleotides long. The record is from the annotation of a GenBank genome assembly. NCBI's taxonomy places the organism in Eukaryota, Dinophyceae, Suessiales, Symbiodiniaceae.
AUGUUCCCACCAGUGCCGUCUCUUGUGCCUGUGAUCACUCCAGUGACGCCAACCGUUGCUGCAGUCACGAAGAUUGCGAUUUCCCGGGUCCGUUUGGACGAUUCUUGGGGUGCUCACCUUGAGAGGAGGCUUAGUGCUGCCAUACAAAAGUGGGUUGCUUUAGUGGUUGAGGAUCCUUUGUCUUUUGACGUCGGUAGGCGGUGUGCUGCUUUCGUGGGAAAUGACGAGGCGAUUUCUCAGGGCCUUCUGCACACUUUUUCCGGCAAAUCGGCAGGUACCUUGCACAGCCGUGCUGGGCCUCUCAUCAGGUUUGUUGCCUGGGCCAAGGCUCGCCAGUGCAAGCCCUUACCCUUCAGCGAGGCGCUUUUGUAUGAUUUUCUGCUUGAAUCCGAGAGCACUUGUGCGCCGUCAUUCGGAAAGGCGUUGAUGUCUGCACUUGCAUUUUGCAAAUUUGUGCUGGGCGUUGAGAAUGUUUCUGAUGUUCUGAGCAGUGGUCGGUUUGGGGGCUUGGCUCGUUCGAUGUUCCUGAACAAAAGGAAGCGACGGCAGAAGCCACCCCUCACCGUUGACAUGGUGAAGGCCCUUGAGAGAUUGGUGAUCUCCGAACGUGAAGGAGAUAUCGACAGGCUGUGUGCGGGGUUCUUCCUCGUUUGUGUUUUCCUUCGAGCAAGGUAUAGCGAUGCCCAAGGUCUGAAGAAUCUUGCAAUCGAUGACAAAGACGAGUUUCUCGCUGGAAAGGAAGACGGCUCUGCUCCCGAUGGUCUCCGCGAGGACAUGGGCAUCCCUGAAGGCGAGGACUUUCCUUUGCUGCCGCACGCAAGCUCGGGACUCACAGCUGCAAAUGCACGUGUCUUUCUUGGCUGUCGAAGCACGGAGUUGAUCCUCUGCAUCGGCGUGUUUUGGGGUAUCACAAGGUCGCUGGAGGCUGUCAUCCAGGACAUCAGACAAGGCCUGUUUUUGCCGGAUGUCACGCGGUCGGGUUACUUCCCGACCCAGCCGCAGAGGGAGCCUGGGCCUGAGUUCGUUGAGGAGCCAUCGGAAUCCGAAGUUUCGCUCGAUGAAGAGGACAAUGUGCAAGACUUGAGAGCAGAGGAAGCGGCCGCUGAUCAGGUUGUUAACCGGGGCACGCGGUUUUGGAUGGAAGUCAACCAUGACUUGAAAAUGUGGCUGUACGGACCAUUCGCCAUGGCCAUCACCGAGAGCAAGGCAAACUUUUCUUCCAGGGCGACGGCCUUGGGGUUGGCCGCUGACGUUUUGAAGAAGUUCACUGAUGCCGGCAUUGAUUGCAUGAGCAAAUUUGCCUUCAUUAGUGCGUUCGUGCCCGGCAACACUGACGAGUCCCCUUUUACCGAUGCAGUUGCUGGUGUGUUGGGGCGCGCUGCUAAUGUGGCAGAGUUGAGCGUGCUGCGCAGGCUUCUUCAUGAGAGCUACAACCUCACUGUCUCAGAGCUUCAGGUGCAGGUUGAACGAACGGAAGAUUCUGCUCCGAGGCGGUUGGCGGCUCCCGAUCGAGCCGAUAGGCUUCAGCGGCAACAAGUCAGGCUUGCUGGCUUGAACAUCCAUGGCCCUACUCUCCCGGGUCAUUCGGUCAUCGAUCGUUGUGUUCAGAUGUAUGAGGAUAAUUCUCUUUCAUACCUACCUUUGCAGUCUUGUCCCUGCCGGGAUGAUGAAGUGAAGUUCAAGAAGGACCGGGAUGACAAGAUGCUUGCUGUGGAUGGCACGGGGCACGUGUCUCUUAGGUCGCAAGCCGUGAAAGUGGAGGCCGAUGUGUCCACUGACCUUUUGCUUAAGCAUGCACUUACACGUCGUGGGCUUGCGCUGGACCAAGCUGGCAUUCUGAGCUUUGCGGAGCAUGAGCGUUGGUCUGAGGCGUUGUUUCAGGCUCGAUUUCGGGAUCCGCCCGACCAGUAUGCCCGUGUCACGCUCCAGCAACUCAUCCAGGCGGACAGGCAGGUUUUUGUUGAAGCAGCUGAUCGGACCCGCCAGGGGAUUCAGGUGGUGGCUUCCGGACGACCGGUCGAUCGCAUUUGGAGUGACGCCAUGUCUUGCAACAAUGUCACUCACCUGCUGCAACCCUUGCCCUUGCCUCCGCCAGCUCCUUUGCAUCCACGGCCUGGGCCCUAUGAUGACCGCAGGGGUUUGAAGGGUCGCGGUAGGGGUAAAGGGAAAGGUAAAGGCAAGGGAAAUGUUCGUAUGCCUGCUGAGCUGUCCGAUGGGGUGCCGGUCACCACCCGGGGCUUGCCCAUCUGCUUCGACCACAACUUGGGGCGGUGUCAGCGUACCGUCACUAGUGGCAAGUGCGAUCGUGGUCUUCACAUUUGUUGCAUCAAAGGCUCUGAGGCGCAGGUCCACGUGACUGAUGAUAAAGAUGUAGCACAGCUUGGUGAGGAGCUUGUGCUCUCUUCUUCCGAUGAUGAGAUCCCUGAAGGGGAGUCAUCACCGAAACAUGUCCCGUGCUCGGCCUCAGUUCCGCCUCAGCCGCUUUCCAGCAACCCCGAAGCUUUUGCGUCUCAGCUGCUCAAGAAGCCGUGGCUUGAGGCGAGCGAUGUUUUGCAGCUUUUUGAGAUGUUGCCAAUGGCCGCGCCCCAGCGUGGAACUGAGGGCAAGGCCUUUGCUACCGGAGCGUUCGCUCGGGUCAAGGUUGGGUUGCGUACUAAUGUUGCUGUUUUCCCUCAGGCGUCCCGCGUCUUUGCAUCGUUCGUGCGCCAAUCUGCCCCAGGGCAUAAGUUCACUUCAGUUGUGGUUUUUGAAGGGGUUCGCACUAAACCCCACCGUGAUCAGCAGAAUUCUUGUGUGCCCAAUUUGGUGGUUCCUUUGUCGAGUUUCGAGAAGGGUGAAAUCUGGGUGGCCACUGACUCUGGCACUGUCUCUCGACAGGUCAAUGGCCAGCAGCAGAAGGGAGUUCUCUUGCCCGUGGGAGCCGGGCCCGUGCUCUUUGAUGCGCGUCGUGCUCUGCAUCUCACUGAGCCUUGGAAAGGCCGCCGUGUGGUCUUAGUGGCCUUUUCUAUCGGUGCAUUUUCGAGGCUGUCCGCCGAGGCUUCUGCCCGCUUGUCUGCCCUGCAGUUUAACUUGCCAGACCAGCCCGAUGCUGUUGCGUUCCAAGAGCGCCCGCAAUUGCCGGUGCGUCUUCCCUGGCCGCCUCGAUUGCCCAUCCUUGCAUCUGUGCCUUCGGUUCCCGACAUUCCUAAGCCGACUGCUGGUGAGCCCUUGUUCUUAGAGCUAUGUGCUGGUACUGCCAUGUUGUCGCGCUGCUUUCAUGAGGUCGGCGUCCCGGUCAUGCCCAUUGACCACCAACACAAUCGGCACCUUCCGUUGGCUAAGGUGUGUAACCUCAGCCUCACUGAGGAUUCGACCUGGGACUUCCUAAGACACUUGAUUGACACUUGCGACAUCCUGUUUGUGCAUGCCGCUCCACCGUGCGGCACAUGCUCUAUGGCCCGGCAUAUCCGGCGCAAGGGUGUGUCUGCUGGCCCUCUUCGUUCAGAGCAGUUCCCUAUGGGCUUGCCGUCCCUGAACGGCGUCGACCGGGCAAAGGUCGAGGCAGCCAACCAGAUUUACACUAAGCUGGGUCUUUUCCUGCAGGACUUGAGUCGUCGUGCUAUUCCUUGGUCUGUCGAGAAUCCUGAGUCGAGUAUGCUCUGGCAGCUGCCCUGUUUUCAGCCCUUGGUGAAGGACAACCAUGUCUUCUCCUUCGACAUGUGUUGUUAUGGGGGGUCCCGUCUGACCCACAGGUCUUUGCUCACUUCGUGCUUUGGGCUACGCCAUUUUCGCCAGCGGUGUUCCGGGGGGCAUGAACAUUUGCCGUGGACACCAAAGGUUGCCCCAGGUGGAAAGGUGCACUUCCCUACGGCAGACGAGGCGGCAUAUCCGCGCCCGUUCUGCGUGCAAUUUGUGGCGCUCGUUUUCCGCCACCUUGGGCGGCCCCUGCCUGCCGCGCCUGCCCCUCAGGUGUCAGCCCAGGCGUCUGCCUCUUCAGCUCGCCAGCCCCGUGGGCGUCGUAUUCCUCCUGUCAUGCCUGAGUUCAAGCGUGUGCUCGUGUAUCAGGUUGCUGCGUUGCCCCAGGUGGAUCACAAGCGUCGCUUGCUGCAACCUUUGCGGGAUGCCCCGGCGGGCUCCAAGCUUAUCUCCUCGACGUCGUUGCUCUCUGAAGUGGGGUUGAGUAGCGCCUCGGAGACAACGGUUCAGGCAGAUGCCCUAGUCGUCGAUUCGAGCUCGUCUGAGUCAGGUGACACUGUGUCUCCAGUGGGUCCGGAUGACCAGGCCAGUGCGUGUUUUGAAGUGUCGCUGGGUGUGUAUGCUUCCCCCGAAGAAUUUGUGGAAGAAUGCCUGAACGUUGAGCAUCCCUUUGAUCAGCUGCAUGCUGCGCCUGAUGUGCUCAAACAGUGCCUUUUUGACAUGCUGACCAAAGGGCCUGCUUGGGUAGUGGAUCGUAGGGCGAAGCUGCUCAAGAAGUGGACCCAGUGGGCUCGCGACCUUGAGGCCGAGGAAGCUGGUCUUCGCAAGUCGUUAGACCCUGAGGUUGCUAAGGUGUUGCAAGGCAAAAGGCUCCUGCUUCUUGAGAAGAUUGCGUCGUCAAUCGGCUGGGUUGACAUGGGCGUUUUCGCUGAGCUUAGGAAGGGCUUUGAUUUGGUGGGGCAUGCAAAGCACACGGGAGUUUUCGCGCUUGAGCCCAGGCCUCCGAAGCUUCCUAAGGAUGACUUUCUUGCUGCCACAAAAUUUCUUAGGCCAGCCCUACUGGGUAAGGUAAAAUCGUCUUCCGUGGAUCGCAAUGCGCGUGAGCUGUGGGAAAAGACGAUGCAGGAGGUGGAGAGUGGUAUGUUGGAGGGACCUCUGUCGUCGCAGCAGCUGGACGAUAGGCAUCCCUCUGGCUGGUUGCCCACUCGGCGUUUCGGGGUGGAGCAGACUUCUGCUGCCGGGCGCAAGCUGCGGCCUGUUGAUGAUUUCACCGAGAACAAGGUGAAUCUUGCCUUUGGGUCUAUGGAUAAGCUGGACUUGAAUGCGCUUGAUCAACUUAUCUGCACCUGCCGCAUUUGGGCAAGGGCCAUGUGUGGGGGGCAUGAUUGUGAGCUCGUGCUUUCCUCGGGGCUUGUGCUCAAGGGCCGUGUGCAUCCUGGUUGGAAGAAGGCAGGGCAUCAGCCGCUUCUGACCACGCUUGAUCUUCGAGCUGCCUACAAGCAGUUCGCAGUGUCGGCCGACUCGCGAGCUUGGGCAGUUAUCGCUUUGCUUAACCCUGAUACGCUGGUGCCGGGCCUUUUCGAGUCGAAGGCGUUGCCUUUUGGCAGCGCGGCCUCGGUGCUGCAUUUCAACCGUCUCUCGAGAUUGUCGUGGAGGUUGGGGGUUGAGCUUUUGAUCCCAUGGGGAAACUUUUUCGACGACUUCCCUGCAAUGUCACCGAGUGCCAUUUCAGACAAUACCAUGAGUACAAUGACUGCCUUGUGUUCCCUUCUCGGGUUCGCCUUUGCUGACGACAAGCUUAGCCCCUUCCAGCCUGCUGCCACCAUGUUGGGGGUUGAGGUUGAUUGUUCAAGGUGUGAUGAGGGUUUGGUGCUCGUAAGGAACAAGCCUGGUCGUGCUGAGGAACUCGUCGUGUCUCUUGAAGAGUUUCUGCGCGAGGGAGUGAUCUCUCGAAAGCGUUACCUCAGUCUCAUGGGUCGGCUCCACUACACUGAUUCAUACAUACUUGGCAAGUCGGGCCGUUUGAUCAUGGCGGACAUUCGCUCGUGGGCAAAGGGGCAUUGUUCCGAUGAAUUGGUCUUGGACGAUGCAGCACGGGAAUCGCUGCGUCUGUUCAUUGCGCGUCUCCGUGCUUGUGAGCCUCGCCAGGUGCCUUGUGGAGUGGCAAGCCAUGUUGUGCACGUCUUCACGGAUGGCGCCAGUGAGGGUGAGGUGCACUCGAUUGGUGGGGUCCUUGUAGUGCAAGGUAGGCUGCAUUCGUGCUUUGGGUCACUUGUUCCCGAUCACUUGAUCAGCAAAUGGACCUCCACGAUGCGACACAUUAUCGGGCCGGUUGAAUCAUAUGCAGUUGCCGUGGCAAGGCGAGUCUGGCACCAGUUCAUUGCUUCGCAGCGCGCUUUGUUUUUCAUCGAUAAUGCGCAGGCACAAGACUCCUACAUAAAGGGCACCUCUGCCAACCCUCACGUGCGGGAAAUCCUCCUUUCUUUCGAGGAGUCGGAGAAGCUUUCCCCUUCCUGGACGUGGUUCGCCCGUGUGGCGAGUCCAAGCAAUGUCGCAGACGAGCCGUCACGUGCUGCCUUCGAGUUUCUGCAUAAGGCUCAAUGUCGCAGGGUCACUCCCUCGUGUCCCAUAAGUGGUUUUGACCUUGUGGAUCUUGGCGCCCUUGGAAAAAUUUGA